This is a messenger RNA of Dioszegia hungarica, 303 nucleotides long. Its product is annotated as putative glutathione transferase. Gene Ontology annotation, biological process: cellular response to oxidative stress. Gene Ontology annotation, cellular component: nucleus; cytoplasm. Gene Ontology annotation, molecular function: glutathione disulfide oxidoreductase activity. Bases 1 to 303 code for a protein of 100 amino acids. Lineage: Eukaryota; Fungi; Basidiomycota; Tremellomycetes; Tremellales; Bulleribasidiaceae. The record is from RefSeq and is a predicted model, not a curated record. The transcript is spliced from 3 exons.
AUGGCCAGCGCAAAGCAGUUUGUCGAUGAGGGGAUCAAGAAGAACCAUGUGAUGGUUUACGGAAAGUCGUACUGCCCUUACUGCCAGCGCGCCAAGAAGCUGCUCGAGGGUGAGACGAGCGAGAUGGAGUACAUUGACCUUGAUAAGCGCGAUGACGGAUCCGACAUCCAGGCCUACCUCAAGCAGCUCAACGGCCAGGGUACCGUCCCCCACGUUUACAUCGGACAGGAGUUCAUCGGCGGGUGCUCCGAGCUCCAGGCUGUCCCCAAGGACGAGCUCAAGAAGAAGCUGUCCAAGAAGUAG